Molecule: messenger RNA, 4047 nt
Organism: Closterium sp. NIES-65
Lineage: Eukaryota; Viridiplantae; Streptophyta; Zygnematophyceae; Desmidiales; Closteriaceae
Source: the annotation of a GenBank genome assembly
AUGGCACAGAAUGAAACGAAUGGCGGUUCAAAUCAACGUGAUAGAAAUGCUACCAGCAGCUCCGCUAGUAACAGGACCGUUAACAAAAGUUCCGCUAACAGCGGCUCCGUUUACAGCACCGAGAAAUGCGCAGUGGAUCUGUCGUUCCUCGCCGUCGGAUGCAAUCGUGUCGCGCACGCUGCUGCGUGGGGCCCGUCGGGGCUGCUCGCCUUCGCCGCGCACCACGGCGUCGCCAUAUGCGACACUCAGGUGCGACAGAUGAGUCGCUCAGAAAUCACGGCUGGUGGCGCAGCUGCCAGGCCACUCGUCUCGAGUCAACUGCUGCCACUGGCUGCCGCAACACCUGCACCUGUUACCUGGCACCAGCGCACCUCCCGAGCAUGUGCUCCUAUCGGGCAGCGCAAGCGGGUCACUGGUGGCGUGGACUUACCACCUAGGCUCGCAGCAGGUGAGAGGAGAGGGGGGACUGGUGGGAAGAGGGGAGGCACGAGGAGUGGGGGCGGGAAACGCAGGGAAGUUGGGGAAGUACGUGCUCCUGUCAGGGAGUGCAAGCGGGUCACUGGUGGCGUGGCGUGGUCUUACCACGCGGGCUCCCAGCAGGUGGGGGGAGAGGGGGGAGUGGUGGCAGGGGGGGUUUGUGGGGUAGGGAAACGGGCCCUGCUUCACAUGCCUCUUCUCAUCUCCUUCUCCUCAUUCUCUCCUCUUUCCCCCCCGUCCAUUCCCCCCUCGCAGUGGUCGCAGCAGCAGCACCUGCCAGCAGCGCACAGCAAGGCCAUCACCAGCAUAUCCUCCCUGCUGCUGCCUCUCUCCUCUGCCCUGCCUCCACACACGCCUCACCACAUGCCUAAUGCCAUGUCCCCUGGUUCCCAUCUCUCCCGUUUCUCACCCCCCUCGCAGUGGUCGCAGCAGCAGCACCUGCCAGCAGCGCACAGCAAGGCCAUCACCAGCAUAUCCUCCCUGCUGCUGCCUCUCUCCUCUGCCCUGCCUCCACACACGCCUCACCACAUGCCUAAUGCCCUGUCCCCUGGUUCCCAUCUCUCCCGUUUCUCACCCCCCUCGCAGUGGUCGCAGCAGCAGCACCUGCCAGCAGCGCACAGCAAGGCCAUCACCAGCAUAUCCUCCCUGCUGCUGCCUCUCUCCUCUGCCCUGCCUCCACACACGCCUCACCACAUGCCUAAUGCCCUGUCCCCUGGUUCCCAUCUCUCCCGUUUCUCACCCCCCUCGCAGUGGUCGCAGCAGCAGCACCUGCCAGCAGCGCACAGCAAGGCCAUCACCAGCAUAUCCUCCCUGCUGCUUCCUCUCUCCCCUGCCCCGCCUCAUCACUCACCUGAUGACACGCCGUCCCCCCACACACCUGACGACACACCCCCUCCACCCCCGGCUGCACUGGUGGUUACCACCUCGGCGGAUGGCACAGUGGGCGUGUGGGCCGCCAGCUGGCAGGGCGGGGCGGGAGUCGCAGCAGAUGCAGCAUCGGUGCCAGCAGAGUCAGCAUCGGCGCCAGCAGCGCCAUGUGGGGAGCGGGACUCAGGGUUUAAGUUCUCCCUGAGUGCACUGGAGCGCAUCGAAGUGGGCGGGCUGUGCAUGGAGGCCUCUGCGCUCUGCUGCCUGCCUGCUGGGGGGGCAGGGGCGGGUAGGGGUGGCGAUGGAGAGAGGGGUGGGGAUGCAGGGAGGCAUGGGAGUGUGUUGCUGGCGUUGGGGGGCCUGGACAACAAAGUGCACCUCUACACUCGCCCGCUCAUGCCGUUCCCCCCCUCGGUGCGCUUCACGAGGGUGUGUUCGCUGGCAGGCCAUCAGGACUGGAUCCGCUCGCUCGCCUUCUCCCUCCCCAUGCUCGCCCCUCCCCCUGCUUCCACUGCGUCUGCCGCAUCUGCUGCGCCACCACCUCCGCUGUCUGAAGCAGCAGCAGCUGCGGGAGCGGCAGCACCCGCGUCCCCCAGCACACCCCACGUGCUGCUCGCGUCUGCCUCUCAGGAUCGCAACGUGCGCGUCUGGAAGCUCGCGCUCUCUCCUCCUGCUCCUGCUGCUGCUGGCACUGACACGGCCUACAGCAGCGCUGCAAGUGCUGCUCAUUCCGAUCUUCUAAAAGAGUUUGGGGAGCUAGGGGGUUAUACAGCUGGCCCCUGCUUCCAAUCAGGAGAGGACACGUGGCAGGUCAUGCUGGAUGGGCUGCUGGUGGGGCACGAGGAUUGGGUGCACUCAGUGACGUGGCACCCUCCUAUUCGCUCUCGCCAUUCCGUCCCGUCCUCCGUUCCUGUUCUACCUGUUGCCAAGCCUUUCAGCUCCGAGCCUGAUUUUUCCAAACCUGCUGCUUCCAAUCCUGCACAAGCCACUCUUUUCCAGCCCCUGCGCCUGCUGACGUCAUCAAUGGAUCGCACCAUGCUGAUGUGGCAGCCUGCCACGUGGCAGGGGGCUGGAGGACUCUGGCUGGCAGAUGUCAGCCUGGGAGAGGUGGGGCACUCGUCUCUGGGGUUCUUUGGCGGUGUGUGGUCGCCACGUGGCGACGCGACUGCUCGCAUCUUUGCCCAUUGGGAGGAUGGCGGCGCUGCGCCCGGCAGUACAGGUGGUGGUGGUGGUGGUGGUGGUGGUGGUGGUGGUGGUGGUGGUGGUGCGGACGAGCAGCAGGCACAGGGGUGGCGGGAGACGGCUCGCCCGCAGGUGCACGGCCACGACCUCAAAUGCGCCGCCUUCUGCCCGAGCCUCAGGCUCGGCGACGGCUCGGACGGAGGUUCCGGUGCUGUUGAAGGGGCUGGUGGGGAGGGGAGGUGCAACGGGGUAGGGGGAGACUCAGGGCGGUCGGAUGGCAGGACGGAUGGGGCACAGGGAGGGGCGGAGGGAUCACAGGGAGGGGCGGAGGGAUCACAGGGAGGGGCGGAGGGAUCACAGGGAGGGGCGGAGGGAUCACAGGGAGGGGCGGAGGGAUCACAGGGAGGGGCGGAGGGAUCACAGGGAGGGGCGGAGGGAUCACAGGGAGGGGCGGAGGGAUCACAGGGAGGGGCGGAGGGAUCACAGGGAGGGGCGGAGGGAUCAGAGGGAGGGGCGGAGCGGGCACAGGAAUCACAGGGAGGGGCAGAGGGGGCGGAGGGAUCAAAGGGUGGGGCGGAGCGGGGUCUGGUGUACGUGAGUGGCGCGGAGGAGAAGGUGGUUCGCGUGUUUGAGUCGCCCCAGCUGUUCCUUGACUCCCUCCUCUUCACCCGCUCUGCUGCCUCGUGCCCUUCAGCAGAGGAGGGGGGAGGUGCUUGUCGGGAGGGUAGCAGAGAGGGGGAUGCAGCAGCAGCGGCAGCAGCAGCAGUGGCGCAGCAAGGGAAGGGUGUGGCGAUGGCAGCGAGCAUGUCUGCUCUCGGCCUUUCACAAAAGCCCAUCUACUCCUCUGCUGCCGCUGGUAUAAGUCUUGGUCCCUCGCAGAGGCCUGUCUACUCUGCUGCUGCCACUGGCAUCGUGGCACCCAUGUUACCCUCUUUCUCACUCCUCCCGUACCCCUUCCUUAACCCCACCUCCCUCCCUCCUUCCCCAGCUCCCAGCGAUCCCACCUCCACUCUCACCUCCUCCCUCGGCUACUCCCAGGACGCCAUCCUGCUGCUCACCUCCCCCUCCCCUCUGGGCCCUCUACACCCUCUGGGCGUCGUCCACUCUCACCUCCUCCCUCGGCUACUCCCAGUACGCCACCCUCGAUGGGAGGGGGAUGCUAACGACGCCAUCCCGCUGCUCACCUCCCCCUCCCCUCUGGGCCCUCCCCCCCAGCUCCCAGCAACACUGACUCCACCCUUGCCUCCUCCCUCGGUUACUCCCACUCCCAGCGACCCUGACUCCACGCUAGCAUCCUCCCUCGGUUACUCCCAGUACGGGGAUGCUGACGACGCCAUGCCACUGCCGCCCGCCGUGCUGCAGCAGCCGCCCAGAGAGGAGCAGCUGGCGGGCGGCACGCUUUGGCCGGAAGUGCGAAAGCUGUACGGACACGGGAAUGAGAUCCUGUGCUGCGCUGCUGACCACGGCGGAAGGUUCCUGGCAACUGCCUGCAAGGUAGGAGAGACAGACGCAGCAGUAUAA